Diachasmimorpha longicaudata is the source of this 1394-nucleotide messenger RNA. Its product is annotated as odorant receptor 4-like. Bases 124 to 1317 code for a protein of 397 amino acids. The transcript is spliced from 7 exons. NCBI's taxonomy places the organism in Eukaryota, Metazoa, Arthropoda, Insecta, Hymenoptera, Braconidae. Gene Ontology annotation, biological process: sensory perception of smell; detection of chemical stimulus involved in sensory perception of smell. The record is from RefSeq and is a predicted model, not a curated record. Gene Ontology annotation, cellular component: plasma membrane. Gene Ontology annotation, molecular function: olfactory receptor activity; odorant binding.
GAUAAGCAACGGACUGUCGGUCAGUCGUCAAACGAACGCUCUCAAGGUACAAUAAGAGUGAAAUUUGAAAAACCGAUUUUUAUCUUCAAGAAAAACAAACAAGAACAUUUGGUUUGAUCAAUUAUGAGACUAGAUUUUGCGUACAGUUGUGAUUGCAACCGAGUGGUUAUGGAUAUGUGUGGAUUUUGGCCGAAAUAUCAUGUGAAUUUUCUUCGGAAAUACUGGGCCCUUAUCACCGCUAGUGUGAUUUCCAUUGUUAUACUCAUACCACGAUUCGCUGCAAUGUUUUUAUUCUGGAACGAAAUUGAUGCUGUUCUCCAAUGCUUUUGGACUCAAUUAAUAUUUAUCACCAUGGUUUUUAAACUAUUGGUCAUGCAUUUUCGAAAUGCAGCACUAGUUGAUUUAUUGGCAACAAUGGAAGGAGAUUUUUUACGAGACCUGAGCACGAUACAAUACGCCGCAGUACUCAGAACUGCCAAGAUUGGUAGGAUAAUUUCUCUAUUCUUAAUAUUCAGCACCAACUGUAACGUCAUCGCCGGUGUUAUCGCGAUGAAAUUGUAUCAUUUGGAUAGUCUUUACAUAAAAAAUCCUGAUCCCCGCUUAUCACUGGAUUUUUUUUGGGUAUCGUAUUUCCCAUUCAGCACGAAAACUACAAUGACAUACAUGCUUGUACUGUCACUACAAUUUUAUGCGUCUGCUAUCACUGGUUUUUUCUUCAUCUUCGAUGGUUUCAUUGUAAUGCUUAUUCUUCAUGUUUGCGGACAACUGGAACUCAUUCAAAUUUCGUUGAAAAAUUUGAAUGAAGCUCUGACACUGACUAAACAAAAAACUUUAAAAAUGAUACUUGGAAACAUUAUGGAGCACCAUCACAGAACCAUACGAUUUGCCAACAAUAUUGAAGAAUCGUUCAGCUGGACGUGGUUCCUUGAAGUGGCCACGUGCACAGCGAUCCUCUGCUUUCUGGGAUAUAUAGUUCAAAAGCUCAUGCAUACGAAACAGUCCAGUAUCUUCCAAUUGUGUUUUCCAAUUUGCGUAGUCCUCGCUCUUCUCAUGAAGAUUUUCCUCAACUGUUGGGCUGGUGAAUACCUCAUAUCACAGAGUUCAGAAAUUGGAUACGCAUUCUAUCAAACUGAGUGGUAUAAGCUAUCGCCAGCAGAUGCUCGUUUACUGAUGAUGGUGGGUCAUAGCAAGACUCGACCUCUCACACUAACUGCGGCGAAAUUUUCAAUUUUAUCCUUCAAGCUCUUCAUGCAGAUAUUGAAAGCGUCAAUAAGCUACCUAUCAAUGCUGCUAGUAGUUACGGAUCAACCUGACUAAUAGUUCAAUGACUGUCCUAAUUUUCGAUAUAGCAGUGAAACGCUAAGAACACAAUAACAAACGAGGAUAAAACUUAU